CUCAAUAUAAGAAGCAUACAUAUGAUAGCAAUGCAUGCUCCAAAAACAAGAGAUCACCAUAUAGCUUAGCUCUUGCUCUUCUUGUGGUGGGCAUGCCCAUUUUUCAAAUCAAUCUUGCCCACAUUUCUUUGUUAUUCUUUCUCUUUUACCUUGCUCUUAUAAUCAAGCAAGUGGAAGAAAGAACAUAGAAUUGCUAUCUUAGAAUGUGCUUUUAAAGAAUCAUUUUUCUUCAUCUCCUACUCCAUAUAUACUUCCAAUUCAUGCCUUCUUUACAAAUUUCACACUACUCAUUUGUACUCUCUUCUUCACCUUAUUAACAAAAUCGACUCAAAAAAUGGUUAAGUUCUCUAAAGAGUACGAGUCACAACUCGUGCCCGAGUGGAGAGAAGCAUUUUUAGAUUACUGCCAAUUGAAAUAUGAGCUUAACAAAAUUAAGCUCUUAAACUCUAACAAUAAUUCUUCAAAGAAACAAAACAAUAGAAUUUUUGGGUGUUCUUUUAUUUCUUCCCUAGAGAAAAUCUCUUUAAUUGGCCGGAAACGUACUGAUCAUGCCGUUAUUCAUGUGCAUAAGAAGCUAGCAUCUUCAUUAAGCAAGGGAGACGUGUAUGAGACACAACUUUUAGAGCAAUUGGCAGAUAUUGAAGCUGCAAGUGAAUUCUUUGCUUGUUUGGAUCACCAACUUAAUAAAGUGAACCAGUUUUAUAGGAUUAAAGAAAAAGAAUUUAUUGAAAAAGGAAAUUCAGCAAUAAAGCAGCUUAAUUAUUGGAUUGAAGCUAGAAAUCUUCUUAACAAAAAUAAAGAACAUGCAUCUCAGCAUUCUAUUGAUGAAGAUUCCUCUAUUUCAACUUAUUUCUCAUCUGAGUUAGAGUUAUGUGAAAAGCCCAAGAAAAGUGAAAGUGAAGAAGAAGAUCAGACUAAAGAAUCUCCAAAAUCUAAAACUAGGGUUUUUAACUGCCAUGGUAAAAACAUAGCCAUGAAUAUUCCAUUAACAACUCCAACUCAAGCUAUAUCAGCAAUAAGUUCCUUGAUUUGGGAAGAUAUAAUUGGAAAUAAUUCUUCAAGAGGAUUUCAUACUAAAAAAGGAAACCUUCAUCAUGCAAGAAAAAUGAUUAAAGGUGCUUUUGUAGAGUUGUAUAAGGGUUUAAAUUACCUUAAAACGUACAGGAACUUAAACAUGCUUGCCUUUGUUAAAAUUUUGAAAAAGUUUGACAAAGUCACCAAUAAAGAAGUGCUACCGAUUUAUUUGAGAGUAGUGGAAAGCUCUUAUUUUAACACCUCUGACUUGGUGAUGCGAUUAUCAGAUGAAGUUGAAGAGCUAUUCGUGAAGCAUUUUGCUGAGGAUAAUAAGAGGAUGGGCAUGAAAUACCUUAAACCAAAUCAUCACAAAGAGUCUCAUGUAAUAACCUUUUUUAUAGGUCUUUUUGCAGGGUGUUUUAUAGCACUAGUAGCUGGUUAUGCAAUCAUGGCUCACUUACUAAAAAUAUACACCAAAGCAUCUUCUGAUUCAGUUUACAUGGAAACUGUAUAUCCUGUCCUAAGUAUGUUCAGCUUGUUCUUCCUGCACAUCUUCUUGUAUGGAUGCAAUAUCUUCACCUGGAAAAAAUGGCACAUAAAUUACAGCUUCAUCUUGGAGUUAACACCAACAAAAGAGCUUAAAUACAGAGAAGUAUUUUUGAUAUGUGCAGCCUCAAUGACUACUAUUAUUGGGGUUUUGUUCAUUCAUUUAUCCCUUCUUGCCAAAGGCUAUUCUUCCACUCUUGCUCACACUAUUCCGGGCUUCCUUUUAUUGUUCUUCCUUCUGGUGCUGUUCUGUCCCUUCAAUAUUUUGUACCGAUCAAGUCGAUACCGAUUCCUUCAAGUCAUAAGGAAUAUUAUUUUUUCACCUUUUUAUAAGGUUGUUAUGCUAGACUUUUUCAUUGCUGACCAACUUUGUAGCCAGGUGCCUUUGCUCAGAAAUCUAGAGUAUUUAGCUUGUUACUACAUAACCGGAAGUUACAGAACGCAGGAUUAUGGCUAUUGUGAUAGGACUACAUACUAUAGAGACCUUGCAUAUGCUGUUUCCUUUUUACCAUACUACUGGAGAGCGAUGCAGUGUGCAAGGAGAUGGAUUGAUGAAGGGGAGAUCACCCACUUAGUAAAUUUGGGUAAAUAUGUAUCAGCCAUGCUAGCAGCAGGAGCAAAACUGGCAUAUGAAAAAGAGAAGACAACAGGAUAUUUAUUCCUUGUAGUAGCCUUGUCAAGUGGUGCUACUGUGUACCAAUUAUAUUGGGACUAUGUUAUGGAUUGGGGAUUACUACAAGUUCAUUCCAAAAAUCCUUGGUUAAGGAAUGAAUUAAUGCUACGCAACAAGUUCAUUUACUAUUUUUCCAUGGUAAUGAACCUGAUCUUAAGGCUGGCUUGGCUACAGACAGUGCUACACCCCAAUUUCGGGAAUAUAGAUAGCAGAGUGAUAGGGCUAUUUUUAGCAGCUUUAGAAGUAAUCAGAAGAGGACAAUGGAACUUCUAUAGAUUAGAGAAUGAGCAUCUAAAUAAUGCAGGCAAGUUUCGUGCAGUGAAGCAAGUUCCACUUCCCUUCCAUGAAGUGGAUGAAGAUGUAUUAAAAUAAAUGGAAUACAAUCCUAAAUUUAUGGAAUAUAAUCCUUUUGUGUCCCUUGAUCAUCAAGUAUAUUCCUAGGACCAAAUUAUUCAUACCUGUGCAUGAGAACGAUUCGUCGAAUCAAUUGAGUUCAUGUGGUUGCCAUGUACAAGUACCAUUGUCCAUUAGAUUCUUUUUCAGGUGGCUUUGACAAACAUUCUUAUUCUGAAAAUGAGAUCCAAUACUUUUUCAGUUUAAAGAUAUUAGAUGCAAAAACUGAUCCAAAAUGAUAUAUUCUUGGUUUCAUAUUGCAACAACUUACACUGUAAUUUGCAUCAAAAUCUUCAUGUUUAUGUUCAGAGUUGUACGAAAUAGAUCCAACCUGAAACCAACUGAACACCCGAAUGUACACCUCCAACCAAAAGUGUUCAGAUUUUAGUAGUGACGGGACAAAUCUACAUAUGUAUGUUUAUUAUUCCAUUUUAAUGGUAAAACACCAAUGGAUGCUGACUGGUACCAAGAACAGGUUUUCAAGGACUUUACAGCUAAGCUAAGUCUAUCUCAGUUCUCAAAACAUGUAUGGAAAUA
Molecule: messenger RNA, 3163 nt
Organism: Amaranthus tricolor (Joseph's coat)
Lineage: Eukaryota; Viridiplantae; Streptophyta; Magnoliopsida; Caryophyllales; Amaranthaceae
Product: phosphate transporter PHO1 homolog 1-like
Exons: 14
Coding region: 335-2605 (756 amino acids)
Biological process (GO): phosphate ion transport; cellular response to phosphate starvation
Cellular component (GO): cytoplasm; Golgi apparatus; trans-Golgi network
Molecular function (GO): inositol hexakisphosphate binding
Source: RefSeq, a predicted model, not a curated record